AUUGUACGUGGUGUCAAAAUAACAUGUUUUAUGAUAAAUUCAUAUAUUUUGCAUUUGGUUUGCACUUUCUAGGAAUAAAACAUGUACACGCAGGCUACUGUAGACCUUAGGGUUCUCUCUCAAGUGCAUAAACAUGAUUAUAAGACGCAAAAGGACUGACCAAGCAAACGCUCAAGCUGCUCUGACGGAGCUUGAAAAAAAAAAAGCAAGUGCUUAAACGCACAAGUGAAAUAUGUUAGCUUUAUGCACACGUUUUUUAGCAAGAAAAUGCUAGCAGUCAGUAAGCAAUUACUUAAACUUAGUCGCAAACACAUUUGCUUGCUCACUUUUAUGCAUACGCGGAAUACAGCAAGAUCCGAGCAAAAGCAAUUAAAUUGCUACUUUUUAUGCAUUUGACCCCAUAUAGUAUCGUGCUCAGAGAGCAUUCAAAGGCAUCACGAUCCAGGGUUCAAAGUCAACCAUUUGAAUACACAAUGCACUCUCAUUGAUAGACCUCCAAAUAUUAAUUUAUUAUCAACCUUCGAUCUCUGCAAAUAAUUCGUAAAGAAUGAAAUUAAAAAAUAAAGGUCAGCAAAAUUUGGGAUACAUUCUCCUCUAAGCCGCACCUACCUAGAUCGAACUCAAACUGAGCGCAAACGAUCUGUAUAUACUAAUCCGUUGUUUUUUUUAUAACGCAUAGAGUACACGCUGAAAAACAAAGGGACAUUUAUUGCUAAACGCUUAAUCUUUAGUUUUUCUUGGGAAUAAAUGUUGUUUCUUCGCCAGCUUUCCCUUGCCCCCCCCCCCCUCAUUUUUGCCUUUUGUAACCCCUGAAUGUAUAGCGUCCUAUAGGGGCCUAAAUACCCUCUUGCCAAGACCUUUGAUACGCCAUUUAGGAUAUUAUUGUCAAUAUUUUCCUGUAAUUUGUUUACUUUGUAAAGGUCAAUAUCGUUCACGAACAGAUUUCUCUUAAUAAAUAACUAAUAAAUAACUUCAUCACUGUGAAAAAGACAAGAGAGUCCAGUGUCAUAUUUUGGAUUUUUUGUUCUUUUCCGUCCACAUUCGAAGCCUUGAUUGCGAGCAAUUGAUCCGAAGACACUCAGUUAUAGCACUUUUCCGACGAUCAAGAUUAACCAUGGUCGUCAAGGUUUACGUCGAUCUCCUUUCGCAGCCUUGCCGCGCUCUUGUCAUCUUCCUCAAAAACACCAAAAUCCCGUUCGAAAUCGAGAAAGUAAAUUUGAAGGCUGGAGAACAUAAGAAACCCGAGUUUGUAAAGAUAACCCCUCUCUGUACUGUUCCGGCUAUCCAAGAUGGCGAUUUCAGCAUGGGAGAAACAGUGGCGAUUAUCAAGUACCUAGCGACCAAGUAUGCCGACCUAGUUCCUGACCACUGGUACCCGAAGGAUCUAGAGAAAAGAGCCAGAGUUGAUGAAUACAUGGCAUUUCACCAUACAGGAACAAGAGGAGGAUGUUGUGGAAUCUUCAUCAGCGAGAUUCUCAUUUCAUUGUUUUCGGGAGGGAAAGAACACGCAUCGGAGGAAAGGUUGAAAAUAGAUACAGAGAAUUUGACCAAACAACUUGAUAAGCUGGAGAACGUUUUCUUACAGGACAAUGAUUGGUUGGCCGGAGAUGACAUCUCUGUGGCGGAUGUGCUUGCCGUUUCUGAGAUCAUGCAAAAUACCGUUAACGGGCGUGACGUCACAGAGGGGAGACCGAAGCUCAGAGCUUUCGUAGAUCGGGUGAAGGAUCGUCUUAACCCAACCUUUGAUGAAGUCCACGAAGCCUUGUAUGCAUGGAGGGAUAGCUACGAGAAAUAAAUGUGUUCAUAACAUUUGUUUUGAAUGCAAGAAGCCUUUCUUGGCAUCAGAAAUUACCCCCCCCCCCCCUUUCAUCUAUAAUCGUUCUGGACCGUAUUCUGAUAGCAGGUUUAAAGGUGUGGUUUAAGUAUGGAUAGCCAAUUUUUACAUAAACCACUAACAGUAGAGAUAUCAUACUUCAGCUAAUUUGGCUCUCAAGUCAUUCAUAAUCGUCUACGAAGUAUAAAUAGAUGAUUGUCUUCACCAUCGAUAAAUCAGGAAGGAGCACAGCAAACAUAAGAAACAUACAACU
Messenger RNA from Lytechinus variegatus (green sea urchin), 2087 nucleotides. Its product is annotated as glutathione S-transferase theta-1-like. Gene Ontology annotation, cellular component: cytoplasm. Gene Ontology annotation, biological process: glutathione metabolic process. The record is from RefSeq and is a predicted model, not a curated record. The transcript has 5 exons. Lineage: Eukaryota; Metazoa; Echinodermata; Echinoidea; Temnopleuroida; Toxopneustidae. The coding region runs from base 1115 to 1795 and encodes 226 amino acids. Gene Ontology annotation, molecular function: glutathione transferase activity.